AUUGACAGCGUGACGUUUAUAAGGCGCGUCAUUUUAGACCCUGCGUCAUUCCAUAUGAUUUUCCUUAUUCCGUUUAAAUAAUGAACUUUCACAAGACAGUCGAGAGAAAUGUCUGUUUAUGACGAAUGGGACAUUCACAUAAAUGAUUUAAUUAUCUAAUUAAAAGUGAACAGUGGUGAUAUUUGUGAUAAAUUUUUGUUGAAUAUGUUACAAAGGACUCGGUCCAAAGAUAGAGGAAAUAAUAGUGUUGUGAUAACUUUUAUAUGCUGAACUAUUUCGUUUAUUUUUUACACAACAAAUAAACAUAUUUAUUAUCGUAGUUCUUUUUUGAAUAAUGGGAUUGUUAUUUGCUAAAUUAUGGAGCCUGUUUGGCAAUGAAGAACACAAAAUUGUGAUAGUGGGUUUAGAUAAUGCUGGGAAAACUACCAUCCUUUAUCAGUUUUUAAUGAACGAGGUUGUUCACACUAGUCCCACAAUUGGUUCAAAUGUCGAAGAAGUCGUUUGGAGGAACAUUCAUUUCAUUAUGUGGGAUUUGGGAGGUCAACAAUCAUUGAGGGCAGCUUGGAGUACUUAUUAUACGAAUACAGAGUUUGUUAUUGUUGUGGUGGAUUCAACCGACAGGGAAAGAUUAUCUGUUAUACGUGAAGAAUUAUUUAGAAUGUUAUCUAACGAGGAAUUAUCGAAAGCGGGUGUUCUAGUCUAUGCAAAUAAACAAGACGUCAAAGGUUCAAUGUCGGCGUCGGAAAUAUCCAAAGAGCUAGAUUUAACCUCAAUCAAACAACAACAGUGGCACAUACAAUCUUGUUGCGCCCUUACAGGUGAAGGUUUAUAUCAAGGUUUGGAAUGGAUAGUGAGCAGGUUGAAAAAUAAAUGACAUCAUUCCAAAAAUACGGAUAUUAAAUUAACACGUUUUUUGUUUUUUAAUAAUUUGUAAAUUCCCGUUAAAUAUUUCACACUUUUUGUACAAAACGAUGUUUUCUCAUAUUGAGAAUAGAAAAAAAAACCAAGAAACAUCUAAUUUUUGCUUUUUUGUAACGAAAAAACGCGCCCGUUAAAAAAAAUUUACACCAAUAAAAAUGAUUUAUUGACAGAUCGCCAAAUCUACAAAAAAAUUUUCUCGAUAUAAAAAUCUGAUAUUGGAAAUUAAUUUAUACAGUUUGGUGUAAAAUUUCCAUAAUAUUCACAAGUAAAUUAACUUCCUUUGAUAAAAAGUUGAUUUUUAUAAAAGUACGACACUAUAAAAAUUUGAAAUUCCAAGGUGCCAAAUAUAUAUCAGAGUCGUACUAUUAUUUUUUAAAUGUCAUCCGUUUCUUUCUCAUUAUUGAAAUUGAACCCUGUAUAUUAUUUUACAAAAAAAGUCACUUGAUCUUUAUAUUUUUUUAAAUUAUCAAUUCUACACUCACUAUAUCUUCUUUUAAUUAUGUGUUUUUGUCAUUUAUUCAAUUUUUGAAGAUUCUCUACCUUUUUAAGUGUAAAUUUGAGUCAUUACAUGGAUUCCUUUUUCCAUAGCAGUUUCCUUAACUGCUUUAUCUCAUUCCUCGAUUUUCCUCUGGUUAAUUUCUUCUUUCCAGCUCCUUCUUGAUCUUCGUUUCAUUGUAAAUUCGUGUUUCUUGAAAGUUCUUCGAUUUUAACUAAAUUCAAAUUUUCUCUCGGUAGUUUUUUGUUGGUUUAUUCUCCCCAUUUUUUUUAGAAAUCCCAUUUCUGUACUUUGAAUUUUACAUUUUUGUUUGUGCACAUCUCUGAUCUGAUAUUUUUGGAACACACUGUAUACACUACAACUACACUGUCUGACGCGCACGUUUCUAUACCAAAUUAUCAUCUUCAGGGAUUUAACUAUUUAGUUUACCUACAGUCUGUGAAGACGGUAAUUUGGUUAUCGAAACAUUGUGUUCAAUAUUUAUCGAUAUUCCAUCUUGAAGUUCAAUGUAAAAUUACUGUUUUAAUUUAAAAAUUAAUUUUUUAAUUGAUGUACAGGGUUCAAUCAAAAUUUGUUGCGAUAAAAAUUGGUUGGUGUGAAAUUGUAGAUUUAUACAAAACAAUCCAUUAGCGUUUUUUUAACUGUAGGAAAAUCAGGUUGUUUGUUGAUAUACUGAGUGAAACAUUAUUGUAAACAGAUUUUCUUCUAAUUUAAUUAUGAGAAACAGAAACUUUGAACUUUAAACCUGUUUCUAUGUCAAAAACAAAAAGGGUUGAUUUGAAAUGAAACAUCCAGUCAUUUUAUUUAGAAUAGAUUCUGCCCAAAACAACCAAAAUGUCAAUCAAAUACACCAUCUAGUAAUUAAAUUAGAACUUAUUUAAAAAUUAUUAAGUCAUUUUCAGGUAAAAAGUCUGUUUACAUAAAAUUUUUAUAUUUUAUUCGUAUUUUGUUGUCCCUAAUAUUAGGAUUAAUUUUUAUUAAUUAUUUUAGUCCAAUUCUGUAUAAUACUGAAAAUGAGUCUACAAAAUUAGUAAUAUAAUGUAUAUAAUUCCA
Molecule: messenger RNA, 2470 nt
Organism: Diorhabda sublineata
Lineage: Eukaryota; Metazoa; Arthropoda; Insecta; Coleoptera; Chrysomelidae
Gene: Arl5
Product: ADP-ribosylation factor-like protein 5B
Exons: 4
Coding region: 335-874 (179 amino acids)
Biological process (GO): intracellular protein transport; protein localization to Golgi membrane; vesicle-mediated transport
Cellular component (GO): trans-Golgi network; cytoplasm
Molecular function (GO): GTP binding; GTPase activity
Source: RefSeq, a predicted model, not a curated record